AUCAAGUUGUCGUUAGGAAACACAAAAAGAGAGUUGCAAGGCAAUAGAGUUGAUAAGCCUCCUAUCUAGAAGUUAACUAGUUAUCGCCAUGGCUUCAUUACAUAACUUGAAGACUUUGGCCAUUGUUGCUCUUGCAUUUGCCUCCUUGGUGCAAGUCACCCUAGGGGACAUUGCGUGCGAGAACUUAAAUGAAGAUUCUUGUGCAUUUGCAAUAUCAAGCACAGGGAAUCGUUGCGUGCUAGAGAAGCAUCUGCGAAGGAGCGGUGAAGAAGUAUACACAUGCCGAGCAUCAGAAAUCGAAGCUGAUAAGCUCAACGAUUGGAUCGAAACUGAUGAAUGCAUUGAGGCAUGUGGCGUCGAUAGAAACGCCCUCGGCAUUUCUUCGGACGCUCUGCUCGAGUCUCGCUUUACCAACAAGUUAUGUUCCUCUGCCUGCUACAAGCACUGCCCCAACAUUAUUGACCUCUACUUCAAUCUUGCUGCUGGUGAAGGUGUAUAUCUGCCCAAGCUGUGUGCAGAGAAAAAGGGACAUGGACGCCGUGAAAUGGCUGAGAUCAGAAGCUCGGGAUUUGUCGCACCAGCACCGGAAUCAGAUGUCAAGCCCCUCAAUUUCAUGAUUGCUCCUGCAAUGCCUCCUUUCUAAAUUCACUAAAGUUUUUGCAUUAAACUUAGCAUUAUAAGUAUACAAUAGCUUUUAGCUACUACUAGUACUAAAAUAAGGACUCUGGGUUGACCCAGUUAAUAGGAUAGAUUUGUAUCGUUGUGUGUUUUGUUACAUUUCACAAUACUGGUGGAGAAAUGCCUCAGAGAUCUACAAUGCAUUCCCCCUGCUCGGCCUAUUUCCCUGUUAUCUUAUAAUAGAGUAUUGAUGUGUUUUAUUAGCAAUGGGGUACUUCAUUGGUUCUGUACUUCUGUUUUUAUUUCCAUUAGAGCAAAAAUUCGAUCUUGCUGCUUUAUUAUAGUGGAAGCAAAAUUUUAUUAAAAACCUAAUGAGCCUUUUGCACCUUCAA
Molecule: messenger RNA, 1010 nt
Organism: Capsicum annuum
Lineage: Eukaryota; Viridiplantae; Streptophyta; Magnoliopsida; Solanales; Solanaceae
Exons: 3
Coding region: 89-643 (184 amino acids)
Source: RefSeq, a predicted model, not a curated record